This is a messenger RNA of Macrosteles quadrilineatus (aster leafhopper), 4140 nucleotides long. Its product is annotated as probable chitinase 10. Gene Ontology annotation, cellular component: extracellular region. The transcript is spliced from 19 exons. The record is from RefSeq and is a predicted model, not a curated record. Gene Ontology annotation, biological process: carbohydrate metabolic process; chitin catabolic process. Bases 115 to 3084 code for a protein of 989 amino acids. Gene Ontology annotation, molecular function: hydrolase activity, hydrolyzing O-glycosyl compounds; chitin binding. Lineage: Eukaryota; Metazoa; Arthropoda; Insecta; Hemiptera; Cicadellidae.
CAGCUACCAGUCAGUGUGGAACGUUCUAUUGGGUGUGACAAUACGAGUGAACGAUUUGGAUAACGAUUCUUUCGAGUACGAGAAUUGAACGAUUAAUACUUUGAAAGUUUGAAGAUGGGACUCUCGAGAGCGCAGCACUUGCUGCUCCUCGCGGUCGUUUUGGCGGUAAUUGUACAAACAACACACAGUUCACAGACCGUCAGGAGAAGACUGAGGCGGCCCACGAGCGCGGCAACGAGCGCAGCAAACAAACUUAGGGGUGACCAAGAAACAUCAGCGAGUGUAAACAGAUUCAAGGUGAGGACGAGGGAAAGGGUGGUCCCAGCUGUGCUGCAGAGGAAAUCUAGCAGCGUAGCGUCCAGCAAAGACGAGAGUAGCAGUGGAUACAAGGUUGUCUGCUAUUACACCAACUGGGCCCAGUACCGUACGAAAAUCGGGAAAUUCGUCCCUGAAGACAUUGACCCCGACCUCUGCACUCACAUCAUCUUUGCCUUUGGGUGGUUGAAGAAGGGUAAACUUUCAAGCUAUGAGAGCAACGAUGAAACCAAGGACGGCGUUCCGGGAUUGUACGACAGAAUCCACAACCUCAAAAAAGCCAACCCCAAGUUGAAAACAUUGCUUGCCAUAGGAGGAUGGUCUUUUGGAACACAGAGGUUCAAGGAACUAGCAGCCACGAGAUACUCUCGCCAAACAUUCAUCUACUCAGCCAUCCCCUUCCUGCGAGCAAGGCACUUUGAUGGUCUGGACAUCGACUGGGAGUACCCCAAGGGAACAGACGACAAGAAGAACUACGUCUUGCUGCUCAAGGAACUGAGGGAGGCUUUCGAAGCAGAAGCACAGGAGAAGAAGAAGGCUCGUUUGUUGUUGUCUGCAGCCGUUCCUGUUGGUCCCGACAAUGUGAAAGGAGGAUAUGAUGUGCCUGCUGUUGCCAGCUACCUGGAUUUCAUUAACUUGAUGGCUUAUGACUUCCACGGCAAGUGGGAACGUGAGACGGGCCACAACGCACCACUGUACUCUCCGUCCAGCGACUCAGAAUGGCGUAAGCAACUGAGUGUAGACAAUGCAGCCAAGAUGUGGGUUCGACUUGGAGCCCCUAAGGACAAGCUUGUUAUCGGAAUGCCCACUUACGGCCGAACAUUCACUCUGUCCAACACCAACAACUUCAAGGUUAACUCUCCAGCCAGUGGUGGUGGAAAGGCUGGUGAAUACACCAAAGAGGCAGGCUUCUUGGCAUAUUACGAGGUUUGUGAGAUGCUGCGGAACGGAGCCACUUACAUCUGGGAUGAUGAGAUGAAGGUCCCCUACGCAAUAAUGGGCGACCAGUGGGUGGGCUUUGAUGACGAGCGGAGCAUCCGGCACAAGAUGGGAUGGAUCAAGGAGAACGGCUACGGGGGUGCCAUGGUGUGGACAGUGGACAUGGACGAUUUCUCUGGAACUGUAUGCGGAGGCGAUGUCAAAUACCCGCUGAUUGGAGCUAUGAGGGAGGAGCUGCGAGGUAUCAAGCGAGGACCGAAUGCGCAAGACAUUGACUGGAGCAAGGUAGCCAACUCUGUAGCUCUGGAGACUGUCACCAAGCCUGUGCCUAUCAAGAUCCCGGUCAGUGAGCUGCUUAACAAGGUGAAGGGAGUCAAGCCUGCGACCACCUCUCUACAGGUCACAUCCAUCAACAAGAAUGAGCGACCAGCCCAGGUGUUCUGUUACAUGACCAGCUGGUCCAAGAAGCGUCCAGGCGCUGGUAGGUUCACCCCGGACAAUAUAGAUGCUUCACUCUGUACCCAUGUGAUCUACGCCUUCGCUGCACUGAAGGAUCACAAGCUGGCAGAGGCUGAAGACAAGGAGAAGGAGGAGGAGAGCGAAGGAGAGAGAUACAAGCAGGUGGUUGCGCUGAGGGAGAAGAAUCCUGACCUUAAGAUCCUCCUGGCCAUUGGAGGUUGGGCGUUUGGCUCGUCUCCCUUCAGAGAACUGACCAGCAACGUGUUCAGAAUGAACCAGUUUGUCUACGAAGCCAUCGAGUUCCUGCGAGAGUACAAGUUUAAUGGAUUAGAUGUUGACUGGGAGUACCCUAGGGGAGCUGACGACAGAGCAAGCUAUGUAAACCUAUUGAAGGAGCUGCGUAUGGCAUUUGAAGGAGAAGCCAAGAGUUCUGGCCAGCCAAGAUUGUUACUGACAGCAGCAGUGCCAGCCAGCUUCGAGGCUAUUGCCGCUGGUUACGACGUGCCUGAGAUCGCUAAGUACCUGGACUUCAUCAAUGUGAUGACUUACGAUUUCCACGGACAGUGGGAACGCCAAGUUGGUCACAACUCACCGCUCUACCCUCUUGAGAGUGCUACAGCCUACCAGAAAAAACUGACAGUUGACUACAGUGCCAGGGAGUGGGUAAAGCAAGGCGCACCUAAGGAGAAGCUGAUGAUUGGAAUGCCGACCUACGGACGAUCCUUCAGUCUCGUUGACCCAACCAAGUUUGACAUUGGGGCACCUGCCUCAGGUGGGGGUACUCCGGGCAAGUACACCGGGGAAGCUGGCUUCAUGAGCUACUACGAGGUUUGUGAUUUCCUCCAUGGAGAGAACACCACUCUAGUCUGGGACAACGAACAGCAAGUUCCAUUCGCAUACCGAGGAGACCAGUGGGUCGGCUUUGAUGAUGAGAGAUCACUCAAGACCAAGAUGGCUUGGCUGAAGGAGGAAGGAUUUGGUGGAAUAAUGAUCUGGUCUGUAGACAUGGACGACUUUAGAGGAAUGUGCGGCACAGGGAAGUAUCCGUUGAUCAACGCAAUGAAACAGGAACUGGAGGACUACAGGGUGAAACUAGAGUAUGACGGACCUUUCGAGACCUCAGUAUCCAGUGGACAGUACACCACCAAGGACCCCACAUCAGUGACAUGUGAGGAGGAAGACGGCCACAUAUCCUACCACCCUGACAAGGCUGACUGUACCAUGUACUACAUGUGCGAGGGAGAACGGAAACAUCACAUGCCUUGUCCCAGCAACCUCGUGUUCAACCCCAACGAGAACGUCUGUGAUUGGCCAGAGAACGUGGAGGGAUGCACGCAACACACGCAAGCUCCGCCCACCAGUAGGAGAUAGAGGAAUGGAGGGGCGGGAAGGUUUUAGAGUGACGAGCGAGUUGCGUAACAUGUCUUGGAAGGGUAGUAUUGUCAUGUCCUCUUGGAUGGAAAUUUCAAAAUAACUGUCUAUAAUAGAUGGUUUCGGUUUUACAGUUUUCUUAGACAUUGGAGUAUGAAUAAAAAUGUUUGAAGUUGGUCGUAGAUCAUUUGGAGGUAUUAAAAGGUUUAAAAUCUUGAAAAGUUCCGUUUGAGAGAAAUCGAAUUUAAAAAAUAGUAAUAGUUAGGGGGAUUUUUUUCCAUACAUUUUUAACAUUUUGUGUUUUUACGAUUUCAUGCAAUUAAACAUGAAUUGAAAUGGUAUUUUUUGGUUUUAGUAAAUAAAAUAAAAUAAAAACUAUUAUAUAACAUUGAAAAAUGGAAUUUUAUGUCUGAUGAUUAUCAACAAAUAGUUUAUUUGCGCUAGAAUUGCAUUUAAAAAUUCAAUAUAAUACCUUUAUUGCAAUAACUGCGGCUUUUUGAGUUCUUCGUUCUUAUGUGCCUUAAGAAAGUUGAGUUUAACUUUUGCAAAAACAAUUUUUUGGGACUAUUCUUUCACAAGCUUUUAUCAGAAAUAUUGAGGAAUAAAAUUGCAAAUGGUUAGAAGAGAACAGUGUGCCAUGGAUGAGUAGUUAAGAUAAAACUCGAUGCUCAACAAACCUACUGAAGAUUUCCCGCACACCCUAAGCAAAACUUGUACAAAUGUGUGUAGAUUAUAUAUUGUUUUGUAUAAAACUGGAAUUGUUGCGUUUUACAAAAAUGUAAACCUUAAGUAAAUUAAUUGUAAAAUAAUUUAUGUCAAAGUGUUUGUGAUCUUUUUUUAACUAUCUUGAAUUCAUUACCAUAGCUCCUUUUAUACGUUUAUAUUUAUUUCAUUUUGCAUCCCUAUGGAUUACGCUGAUUAAUGUUGAAAAUUGUUUUGUAUUAGGAGCUUAGGCCUCAGUUGUGAUGAUUUACCAUGCAUUAUCCGUACCAUAAUAUAUUGUUUAUGAAAGAUAUAUGUGUAAAUAUUCUUAUAUAUAAAAAGUAGUAAAGACUU